Trichoderma atroviride IMI 206040 is the source of this 1112-nucleotide messenger RNA. RefSeq lists its product as uncharacterized. The record is from RefSeq and is a predicted model, not a curated record. NCBI's taxonomy places the organism in Eukaryota, Fungi, Ascomycota, Sordariomycetes, Hypocreales, Hypocreaceae.
CUCAAGAUAUAUCAAGUUAAAAACACAUCACAAAAACCUACAAAAUGGUGAAAAAACAACAGCCAAAGAAAACAGCCUCCAAAAAGCAACCAGCAGCAGCAUCAUCAUCAACAUCCACUCCUCUCCCACCCAUCGACCCCGAAACCCUCACAAACCAGCAGCGGAUCCUCACCACCUUCUCAGACGCCUUCAACCCCAUCCUCUCGGCAGACUCCUUCGCAGCCACCCUCCAGUCCAUCAAGCAGUCCCUAUUCAACAGAGACUUUGAGGCUGCGUUCGGCUCCGAGGAGAACCUCCAGGCAUACGCCGCACGAUGGAGUCCCACCAGGGCGCUGUGCUACUCGUCCAUCUUUGAGACCAUUGCUUCGCACGUUGAUGACAUUGCUGCUGUCCCGGACUCUUCUGCCGAUGAGGCAUCCUACCAUAACAGCACUGCUGUCAAGAAAUUCCUCUGCAUAGGUGGCUGCGCGGCCGAACACAUCGCCUUUGCGUCUCACCUCCAGCAAACCGCCUCCAACGGCAUCCUCACUCUCCUCGACGCCGGCCCCUGGGGUCAAGUCGUCGACCUCCUCCAAAAGCAAGCCACUUCACCCCCAACUCUGUCCAAGUAUGCCUCCGCAGCUAUCAAAGCCGCAAACACGCCCCUUCUCCAAGACGGACAGCUCUCCACCACCUUCUCCCAGAAUGACGUCCUGGCCAUGGAUAAAGAGGCCCUCAAGGAGCUGCUCGGCUCAGAACCCCUUACCGUGACCCUCAUGUUUACGCUCAACGAGCUGUACACCAAUGGGGGCAUCGGCAAGACAACAAAGUUCCUAAAACUGCUGGGCGAGAUACUCCCGGAUAGAAGCCUGCUCCUCGUGGUGGACAGUCCGGGCAGCUACUCGGAAGCCGCCGUGGGCAAGGACAAGAAGCGGUACCCCAUGCAGUGGCUCUUGGACCACACUCUCAUGGAUGUUCGGGCUGCAUCCAAGGACUAUGAGUGGGAAAAGCUGGAUUCUCAUGAUUCGAUAUGGUUUCGGCUUCCGGAAGAGCUCUCCUACCCGAUCCAAUUGGAGAAUAUGCGCUACCAGAUGCAUUUGUAUCAGAAAAAGAGCACGUUUACGGCUGCAUGA